This is a messenger RNA of Amoebophrya sp. A120, 1164 nucleotides long. Lineage: Eukaryota; Dinophyceae; Syndiniales; Amoebophryaceae. The record is from the annotation of a GenBank genome assembly.
GCUUGCUGCAGGGAUCCUGGAAAUUCGGGCCGUUCCCAUGGACCUCAUCGACUUGUCUGCUCUUAAGGUGAAGAUCGAGAACAACAAGACUACUAAGACCUCGCGUGCCACCAUCCACGAGGAAUAUUUUGCGGAGAGGGUUUUUCGGACGGCUGCCCCCUUCUACGGGGCAGCAAGCGUGAAAGUCAACUUUGACAAAUUCGACCCAACAGCAUGCCACUGUUUGGAAAGGAGCGCCGCGGCCGGGAAAGAUUGGAAGAGGAAGUGGGCACAGAAGCGGGAAGUGUACGGCCGGAGGAAAUGGCGAGACGAGGAAGUGAUCAAGUUUGUGCAGCGGGCAACCCAGGACGAGACCUACAUACAAGGACAAAGUGACAAUCCCUUCGAGGGCGUGGGCCGGCUUCCUGCGCUGUUCAAGAAACAGUCGAUGGAAAACGCCAUCGCGGAAAGUAGACACUACGAUGUGGAAAGAAUCCGUGCGCUCAUCGAGGAGCAGGACAACAGGGCCCGGGGAAUCAUCGUGCCGAAAGCGAAAGCCUCGUUCGGCAAGACCGGACCACCUCCAAGGGUUCGCGGCUCCUCCUCGGAUUUGGGUGCGGAGCAGGAGGCUAAAACGCAGAAGACCUCGUUGUUUUCACAGCGACAGAAGGUGGUGCCAGAUGACGGGCGAUCUUCCGUAAGGAAGCGCCCACCUCCAGCAGCAAGCAGUAGUCCUGAUGCACGGUCAGCGCGACGUGACGAUGAUUUUUAUAGGAACGAAGAAACAGGCGUGCUUCCGAAAAAGCCAAAGCUCGCUACGCCGACGGAAAUAACUGCAAGGAAAGAGGACGUGCCGCAAGAACUACAAUCGAAGCGCAAGAAGAACUCCGAGGUCGUGGUGCAACAAGUAAAACUACCUGCUGUUCUUGAGAGUACUAGAGACAGGGCGAGUCCUGCUCGACCACCAAAGGCGGCGAAAGAAAGGCGGUCACGCUCGCGGACACCAAAAGCUCGCAAGAAGAGAAGUAGCUCGCGGGCUCGUACGCCCGCAACGGAGAGGUCGCGGAGCGGUGGGCGACGCAAGAAGGAUCGCAAACGCGACAGCAGCCGGAAGCGAGAUCAUCAUGCCAGUCCUCGCCAACGGAACGACGAGAGUCGGGAGCGCCGCAGGUCGCGGGGCCGCAC